CGCAUUCCCCGACUCCCUGCAGUGGUGAAGAACUACUUCCAGCUGCGGGAAUUCUCCUUCACGCUGCGGGAUGAUGUGUACCUGCGGUUCCAGUCCUUCGGCAGCCCCCAGGAGCUGGAGCGGGAGCUGCAGAAGAUCAACCCCUACAAGAUCGACAUCGGGGCCGUCUAUUCCCACCGGCCCAACCAGCACAACACGGUGCACCUGGGAGCCUUCCAGCCGCAGGAGAAGGAGCUGGUCUUUGACAUCGACAUGACGGAUUACGAUGACGUCCGGACGUGCUGCAGCUCGGCCGAUAUCUGCUCCAAGUGCUGGACGCUGAUGACCAUCGCCGUCCGCAUCAUUGACCGCGCGCUCGUGGAGGACCUGGGCGUGCGGCACCGCCUGUGGGUGUACUCGGGCCGGAGGGGUGUGCACUGCUGGGUGUGCGACGAUGCGGUGAGGAAAUGGUCCCCGGCACUGCGGGCGGCUGCUGUGGAGUACCUGAGCCUGGUGAAGGUGGGUGCAAGGUGGGCCAGGAGCCCCCUGCCCACCCCUGACCCUGUGGAAAAGUGGGUUUACGGAGCUUUGGGCACUCCUGAGCCUGGAGUAGGUGGGUUUGUGGGGGUCUGGGCACCUCCUGAGCCUGGAGGAGGUGGGUUUAGGGGGCCAAGCACGCCCUCACCCUGAUGAAAGUGAUUUUGUGGGGGUCUGGGCACCCUGUGGCACUGCUGAGGGUGGGAUUAUGGUGGUCUGGGCACUCCUGACCCUAGAGUAGGUGGGUUUAGGGGGCUUUGGGCACCCCCCACACCCUGAUAAAGGUGGGUUUAUGGGAAUUUGGGCACUCCUGACCCUGGAGUAGGUGGGUUUGUGGGGGUCUGGGCACCUCCUGACCCUGGAGGAGGUGGGUUUAGGGGGCCAAGCACGCCCUCACCCUGA
This is a messenger RNA of Cyanistes caeruleus (blue tit), 918 nucleotides long. NCBI's taxonomy places the organism in Eukaryota, Metazoa, Chordata, Aves, Passeriformes, Paridae. The record is from RefSeq and is a predicted model, not a curated record.